AACUAGUUAAUCGUCUCGCGUGCAACAUUUCUUGGUGCUCAAGUAGAGAGACCGACGUAAUUUACGUGUUUUCUCUCUCUUUCUGAAAAUUUGGCUCUCUCUACUUCGCCCCAUGCGCUGUUGUAGCCGAGCUAGCUAGCAAGCUUUCCAGGCUAAAUGCAUUGUGUUGUUUAAUGGUUGCGGACGGGGCUGGUUGGAGGGAUUGUCCAGUUUAGCGGACAGUGCGUUGGCUGCCUUCAUUAGGCGGAAGAAAAAAAAAAGUCUGUAGCUGCCUCCACUUAGCGAAACAGGGAUGUCUACGGCACGGGUAGACUACAUUGCACCAUGGUGGACUUACUGGCUGCACAAUUUCCCCCACAUCAACCUGAGGUUCCAGCCCGUUGACAACAGCUUCCGACCGCAGGAGGAGAACUACCAGCAGUCGCUGAUCUUCCUGGGCUGCGUGGCCGCCGCUGGGCUGGGGCUGAACCUGCUCUUCCUCGCCGUCUACCUCAGCUGCCUGUGCUGCUGCCGCAAGGAGGAGGAGGAGGAGAGCAAGAGGCCCAACUCCUGCUGCGUCACCUGGGCCGCUGUCACCGCCGGCCUCAUCAGCUGCGCGGCGGUGGGCGUGGGUUUCUACGGAAACAGCGAGACCAACGAUGGCGUCUACCAGUUGACCUACUCCCUGUACAACGCCAACCACACGCUGGGCGGCGUCGAUAACCUGGUGAGCGGCACUAUGGGCAGCAUGCAGAGCGGGCUGAAGCAGCACCUGUCCCGGCUGGACGAGAUCCUGGCCACGCGCCUUGACUACGUGCAGACCCUGCGCUUCAUGCAGCAAAUGGCCGACAACAUCAUCAAGCAGCUGGUGGGCUUGCCCGACUGGGACCAGGUCAAGGUGGACCUGGCCGCCCUCGCCGACCAGACCGGCCAGAUGGAGUACUACAGGUGGCUCACUUACCUGCUGCUGCUGAUUCUGGACCUUGUGAUCUGCCUGAUGGCUUGCCUUGGACUGGCCAAGCAGUCUCGCUGGCUGCUCACCACGAUGAUGGUGUUCGGGGUGCUCACCCUGGUCCUGAGCUGGGCGUCGCUGGGGGCGGACACCGCCGCAGCCGUGGGCACCAGCGAUUUCUGUGUGGCCCCAGACAAGUUCCUCAUGAACCAGACCAAGGACUUCAUUAGCUCUGAUAUUGUGCACUACUACCUGUACUGCAGCCAGAGUCUACCCAACCCCUUCCAGCAGUCGCUGACCAUCUUCCAGAGGUCCCUGACCACCAUGCAGCUGCAGAUACAGGGUCUGCUGCAGUUUGCUGUGCCUCUCUUCCCCACUGCUGAGAGGGACCUGCUGAGCAUCCAGAACCUGCUGAACUCGUCUGAGGCCAGCCUACACCAGCUGACCGCCCUGCUGGACUGCCGCGGCCUGCACAAGGACUACCUGGACGCGCUGAUCGGCGUGUGCUACGACGGGGUGGAGGGGCUGCUGUACCUCUGCCUCUUCUCCCUGCUGGCCGCUUGUGCCUUCUGCGCCAUGCUGUGCGCCAUCCCCCGCGCCUGGAGACACAUCGCCAGCCGGGACCAGGACUACGACGACAUCGACGAGGAGGACCCCUUCAACCCCCAGGCGCGGCGCAUCGCGGCCCACAACCCCAGCAGGGGUAACAUGCACAGCUUCUGCAGCUACAGCAGCAGCCUGGGCAGCCAGAGCAGCCUGCACCCGCCCGCGCAGGCUGUCUCCAACGCCCCCGUCUCCGAGUACAUGAACCAGUCAGUUCUCUUUGGGGGGAACCCUCGGUAUGAGAACGUGCCGCUCAUCGGGAGAGGCUCGCCACCACCCUCGUACUCCCCCAGCAUGAGGGCCACCUACCUGUCAAUGACUGACGACCAGAUCAGGCACUUCGGGAACGAUUUCCAGGCAUAAACUUCCUCUUCCUCCUCUUCCUCCUCCCCACCUUCCCCCCCGUCCCAGAUGGUGUAGACACGCGAACCCGCCCACUGCGUGUGACACCGUGGGCUGCCGUCGUCGUCGCGGAGACCGCGCCGGCCAACCUCCCUCACCCUGGUCAUUCCCCCCCCAC
Messenger RNA from Megalops cyprinoides (Indo-Pacific tarpon), 2054 nucleotides. It is a transcript of the gene ttyh2, whose product is annotated as tweety family member 2. Gene Ontology annotation, cellular component: plasma membrane. The coding region runs from base 293 to 1897 and encodes 534 amino acids. The transcript is spliced from 14 exons. NCBI's taxonomy places the organism in Eukaryota, Metazoa, Chordata, Actinopteri, Elopiformes, Megalopidae. Gene Ontology annotation, molecular function: intracellularly calcium-gated chloride channel activity; volume-sensitive chloride channel activity. The record is from RefSeq and is a predicted model, not a curated record.